This is a messenger RNA of Lachancea thermotolerans CBS 6340, 696 nucleotides long. It is a transcript of the gene WSS1, whose product is annotated as metalloendopeptidase WSS1. The transcript has a single exon. The record is from RefSeq and is a predicted model, not a curated record. Bases 1 to 696 code for a protein of 231 amino acids. Lineage: Eukaryota; Fungi; Ascomycota; Saccharomycetes; Saccharomycetales; Saccharomycetaceae.
AUGACUACCCAAAAAAAUGUACAUAUCGGUAGUUUAGCGGUAAUGCAGAAAAAGCCAAACAAGGAUUACGCGCUGAGCAUACUGAAAGACAUAGCACAUCGGGUGUCAUACUUGAUGCGCGAGCACAAGUUCAAGGUUGAUCAACUUGUGGAGUUCUACCCAAAAAACAAACGGCUUCUGGGGAUGAACGUGAACCGUGGGGCCAAAAUCAUGCUUCGCUUGAGACAACCUUUCAAUGAAGAAGAGUUUUUGCCUCGUGAGGACAUUUUGGGUACCAUGUUGCACGAGCUUACUCACAACGUGUAUGGUCCACAUAAUGCACUUUUCUACAAGAAGUUGGAUGAGCUUACAGCUCGUACGUGGGUCAUCGAAAGUCAGGGCCUGUAUGACGGGUUCAUUGGACGCGGCCGCAAGCUUGGGGUGAAACCAGCGGGAAGGACCCCACCUCGGCGUUUAGGUACGUCCGGGGGCCACUCUGUUGGCUCAAUCAAGUCUGCGUCUGAGAUGGCUGCUCUCGCAGCUCAAAAGCGGGCAUUUGACGCACAGUGGUGUGCCAGUUCUUCCAGCACUGCGACGCCAAAACCUCAAGACCUACAAGUUAUAGAAAUUGAUAGCGACGGCGGGGAGUUUACCGGGCGUCCUAAGGUUAAACCCGAAAGAAAACCAGAGCCCAUAGAAGUCAUCGAUCUGACCUAA